This is a messenger RNA of Apis dorsata (giant honeybee), 654 nucleotides long. RefSeq names its product NADH dehydrogenase [ubiquinone] 1 beta subcomplex subunit 9 (gene ND-B22). NCBI's taxonomy places the organism in Eukaryota, Metazoa, Arthropoda, Insecta, Hymenoptera, Apidae. The transcript is spliced from 2 exons. Gene Ontology annotation, biological process: mitochondrial electron transport, NADH to ubiquinone. The coding region runs from base 109 to 546 and encodes 145 amino acids. The record is from RefSeq and is a predicted model, not a curated record.
UUAAUUUCUUAUAGUUUAUGACUAUGAUAGUUUAUUCCAAUACUGGUUAAGUAAUCUUAAAACUCAAAUAAUAUCAUAUAAAAAAAAAUUUUGACUUUUAAAAAGAAAAUGGCUGAAUUACCAUCAGGAUUAAUAAGUCAUACUAAAAAAGUUUGUAGUCUUUACAAACGUGCUUUACGUACAUUAGAAAGUUUUAAUUAUAGAAGACAUGAAUAUAGAUAUGAAGCAGUUUUAUUAAGACAACGUUUUGAAAAAAAUCGACAUAUACCAGAUGCUCGUAUUGCAAAAAAAUUACUAUUGGAAGGCGAAGAAGAAUUAUUUAAAAAAUGUCAUUGGGAUCCAUAUAAAUUUCCUGAUAGUCCAGGUGGAAUAGUUCAUGGGCGUUUUGUUGAACCACCCGAUGCUGUGCUUGAUUUUUGGGAUCCAAUUGAAAAAGCUCAAUAUCCAAAAUAUUUUGGUCAAAGAGAAAAACUUAAAGUAGAAUAUGAAAAAUUAUAUAAAAAAUUAUAUUUAGAUAAUAAAGAAACUUCUAAAUCUAAUAAAUAAAUGAUUCAAAUUAUAUCUGUAAUGAUAUAAUGUAGUUAAAAUAAAGUACAUUAAUAUUUAAAUAUAAUGUAUAUAAUAAAUAACAUAUAUGUAAUAUAUAUAUAUAUA